GUCACAAUGCGCUCGUGUCCUCUCUUCAACCAUUUUGCAUCUGCAGCUUGUCUUCAAACUUGGCUCGGUUUUAGGAUAUGACGCCUAUGGUAUGGUCUUCAACGCCACAAAAGGAGAGAAUGUCUCCGAUAGGAUGGCAGUGAAGAAGUCGCGGGUUUCUCUACGCCGCAAACGCACGAUGCUUCAGCAUGGAGGCCGCAUAUUGCAGCUUUUGCAUGUCCAUGAGGCGAUUCCGACAGUGUUUGCCUAUGGCCGGUUCGAACAUUUCGAACAUCUUGCGAUGGCGCUGCUUGGCCCCAGCGUGAAGGACCUUUUGCCGCAUUCCACUGAAGACAAUCCUACCUGUUGCUAAUCAGAUGCCUUGGAACACAUACACUCGCACGGGAUCAUACAUCGCUCGUCGUUAUCAGACGGGAAUUCCCGCUCAGCCUAUCAUUGAGCGAAAACACAUAAUGGCUACACUUACCUGGGCCAGUCUCAAUGCACACUACGGAAUAGAUUUUUUCCGUCGUGAUGACCUCAAUUCCUUUGCAGACACUGUAUUAUUUCUUUUGAGAGGUGACCUACCGUGGCGCAAGGUCCUCAGCAAUCGAGGCACCGUUAUCGCUAACAUGUUGCAAGUCCGUGAACAGAAGAAGAUGUGGACUGGCAUCAAAUUAGCAGAAGGAUACUUCUCAGACUUUGACGAGCUCCUUGACUAUUCCCAUUCUUGGAGUUUUGAGGGUGGACGGGACUAUUCUCGUUUUUUGCGCAUGUUAACAAAUCUAUACUAUUACUACCGCUCUGGAUUCGCUGAUGAUGAUAUGCUCGAUUGGUCCCCGUCUCUGCCUGAACCUUCUCAGAAGAUCGACAUUCAAGGUCCGAUUGUUACCGCUGGUCAGAUGGUAUACGUAGAAGUCCUGGCUGAUCUCACAAUACAAGGCAUCCCGAAGCUGAAUGACUCGUACAUCUGGUAUGGCCCGUCCUCCUUGCGAGAUGAGUGGCUAUUCCGCCGAGGCCCUCUCUCCACCGUUCCAUCAGUGCGCAUCGCACGGUAUUUAGAUCAACUAGAGAAGAGCGAAUCUGCCGGAAUUCGUACUCCCUCAGCUUGGCAUAUUCCGGACGCAUACCGCUAUGCCUUUGCUGGGUUGAACUCAUUCAUUGGUGUUGAUGAUCAGCCUCUUCCCGCGGUUUACCAAGUCGAUUCCGAUAUGAUUAAGCUUCUGGAAGAUACAUUCACCGCCGCAGAGAAGCUCGAGAUGCAGAACGAAGAAGACGCGAAAGCGUGCGAGAGCAUUCGAGAAACGCAGGCUGCGCAGCAUGUUCCCCAUAUUCGCGCGUAUUACGCCUUUACGGGCCACAGCAUCGAAACAGCGCGUGAAGAGUGGUUUGGAACGCGCGGAUGGCUCGAUGGGCUCGUCCAAAUUGGCAGGUGUCGAGCUGCAGGCAAUGGGUGGGCAUGGACUGGGACUCCCGAGGCCGCUGUUGAUGCAGAAGGUGGAGGGUCUACAGAGGAAUUGUCUGACAGUUAUUACGGCUUCGAUCUCGCAGACUGGGAACUGCAAGGAGAGCAUGAUAUCUCCUUGACGUUGUCGAGUCGGGGGAGACGGAGAUGUUGGAUGCGCAGAUUCAGCGCAUCGAUGAGAUCAUAAAAAACUCAAUAAACGAUCCUCAUUAUUGGAAUGUUUCAUCGCUGUCCUCUACGUGACAGAAUGUAAUAAGCCGACGAGCUUGUUGGCGCAACGAAAAGCACCAUAGACU
Molecule: messenger RNA, 1740 nt
Organism: Laetiporus sulphureus 93-53
Lineage: Eukaryota; Fungi; Basidiomycota; Agaricomycetes; Polyporales; Laetiporaceae
Exons: 8
Coding region: 357-1631 (424 amino acids)
Biological process (GO): peptidyl-serine phosphorylation; endocytosis; signal transduction
Cellular component (GO): nucleus; cytoplasm
Molecular function (GO): protein serine/threonine kinase activity
Source: RefSeq, a predicted model, not a curated record